Molecule: messenger RNA, 762 nt
Organism: Pochonia chlamydosporia 170
Lineage: Eukaryota; Fungi; Ascomycota; Sordariomycetes; Hypocreales; Clavicipitaceae
Exons: 2
Coding region: 1-762 (253 amino acids)
Biological process (GO): maturation of 5.8S rRNA from tricistronic rRNA transcript (SSU-rRNA, 5.8S rRNA, LSU-rRNA); nuclear-transcribed mRNA catabolic process, RNase MRP-dependent
Cellular component (GO): ribonuclease MRP complex
Molecular function (GO): rRNA primary transcript binding
Source: RefSeq, a predicted model, not a curated record
AUGGCGCGGCGGGCACAGCUUGCCCAACGCCAGAAUUUACACCAGUCACCAUCACCACCAUCGUCAUCAAAACCCUCCGCAAAUGAUGAACACGGCUCUUCCUCGACCCGUCUCCAACAAGCCCAUGAGUCAUUGACUGUCAUACUACCAAUGCUCAAUGCGUUCAACCAUCGACAUCACAACCAGCACCGUGCUUCCCACUGGUGGUCGACAUUUGGAAUACUGCGCCGCUCCCUCCAGUCUCUUGCCCAGUGUUUAGACUGGAAGUCCUUGGAUUCCAGUCGCAGUCGCGCUGAUAAGAUUAUCGCCCGAGCAUCUUGGCUGAAUAGCCACAUCCUGCCACGAGCUUUUCUUGGCUUCAGUCAACUAGCCGCAGAUAACCAGCAUGCGCCGUUGGGCUUGUUGCUACUUGCUGUACUUGGCCAGGUCCAUGAUUUCUUAUCGCCUCUGUUACCAGAGGGCGCGGCAGCGGCUGAGGCAAUUCCACUGGCACAAAAGUCUACCGAUUCCACGUUGCAUAACUCGCUUUCCAUUGCGAAUAUCGAACAUCUCGACAGAGGUGUAGUGAUUUCUAGAGGUGCUGUGUCACAGACCGACAGCCGGGUUAACAUUGUCACCCAGUCAAAGAAGCACAACCGAACCGAGCCAAAGUUGAGUACCGAUCAAACAUCCAAGGGUGCAGCAGAGGGGAACAAGAGGCAAAAGAAAAGGAAGAAGAGCUCUGGUGAUGAAUUAUCUAGUUUAUUUGGCUCCCUAUCAUAG